Molecule: messenger RNA, 3099 nt
Organism: Cavia porcellus (domestic guinea pig)
Lineage: Eukaryota; Metazoa; Chordata; Mammalia; Rodentia; Caviidae
Gene: Wnt9a
Product: Wnt family member 9A
Exons: 4
Coding region: 98-1192 (364 amino acids)
Biological process (GO): cell fate commitment; neuron differentiation; canonical Wnt signaling pathway
Cellular component (GO): extracellular region
Molecular function (GO): frizzled binding; cytokine activity
Source: RefSeq, a predicted model, not a curated record
CGCCCCCGCGGCCGCUCUCAGGCGCUAUAAGACGGCGGCUGCGGCGAGCCCAGCGCGGAACCUGGAGCGCGAUGGUCGGCCGCCGCGGCGCAGCAAGAUGCUGGAUGGGUUUCUGCCGGCGCGCUGGCUUGCCGCGGCCCUCGGGCUGACGCUGCUGCUCGCCGCGCCGCGCCCUUCGGUCGCCUACUUCGGGCUGACAGGCAGCGAGCCCCUGACCAUCCUCCCACUGACCCUGGAGCCUGAGGCAGCAGCUCAGGCUCACUUCAAGGCCUGUGACCGGCUGAAGCUGGAGCGCAAGCAAAGGCGCAUGUGCCGCAGGGACCCGGGUGUGGCCGAGACACUGGUGGAGGCCGUGAGCAUGAGCGCACUUGAGUGCCAGUACCAGUUCCGCUUCGAGCGCUGGAACUGCACGCUGGAGGGCCGCUACCGUGCCAGCCUGCUCAAGCGAGGCUUCAAGGAAACUGCCUUCCUCUACGCCAUCUCCUCAGCUGGCCUGACGCACGCACUGGCCAAGGCCUGCAGUGCCGGGCGCAUGGAGCGCUGUACGUGCGACGAGGCGCCUGACCUGGAGAACCGCGAAGCCUGGCAGUGGGGUGGCUGUGGGGACAACCUCAAGUACAGCAGCAAGUUUGUCAAGGAGUUUCUGGGCCGACGAUCAAGCAAGGACCUGCGGGCCCGCGUGGACUUUCACAACAACCUCGUGGGUGUGAAGGUGAUCAAGGCUGGAGUGGAGACGACCUGCAAAUGCCACGGUGUGUCAGGCUCCUGCACCGUGCGGACCUGCUGGCGGCAGCUGGCACCUUUUCAUGAGGUGGGCAAGCACCUGAAGCACAAGUACGAGACAGCACUCAAGGUGGGCAGCACCACUAACGAGGCCACUGGUGAGGCAGGUGCCAUUUCCUCACCCCGGGGCCGGGCCUCAGGGAUGGGCAGUGACCCACUGCCCCGAACACCAGAGCUGGUACACCUGGACGACUCGCCCAGCUUCUGCCUGGCUGGCCGCUUCUCCCCAGGCACAGCUGGCCGCCGUUGCCACCGUGAGAAGAACUGUGAGAGCAUCUGCUGCGGGCGUGGCCACAACACGCAGAGCCGGGUGGUGACCAGGCCCUGCCAGUGCCAGGUGCGCUGGUGCUGCUACGUGGAGUGCCGGCAGUGCACCCAGCGAGAGGAGGUCUACACCUGCAAGGGCUGAGCCUGCUGCAAUCAGUCCUGUUCUGUGGGGUGCAGGCACCCCACACAGUAUGAGGGUAUCACUCCUACCAGGGCUGAGCCCCCAGGCUCUGCCAGCCCUGCUGUGGGGUGUCUUAUGUUGCACACAUUGCAAGGGUCUACACCUGGAAAGGCCAGCAUGCAUGGCGUGGGUGUCUACAACUGCUGGGACUUAGGUGCCGUCAGCUUGCUGUGACCCAGUACUGGUGCAGUAGCCCCAUCUGGGCCCCACACCCUCAUCACCCUGGGCCUCAGCUUCCUCCCGACACGAGAGCAUCAUCAUAGUGCUUUCUGAGUUGUCUCUGUCCCCGACAUGCCCGUUACCGGGCCAGAGCACCUUUGUGACCAUGUGGCUGCCUGUCAGAGCAGCCUGGCCUGGCACCGACACCAGCACUGUGUUCAGAGAGCCAAACCACUAGGAGUGAAUGCUGGCUGCCUGUGUCCAGCCCUGCCACCCAGGGGCCAAGCCCAGGGGCCACACUCGGGGGGGGGGGGUUCUGUUGUCCCUCACUGAGGUUGAGCACUUCUUUUUGGAGUGAAAUCAUUGACUUUUAAAUUAUUAUUAUUUAACAUAAUAAUUAUUAUUUCCUCUGACCCUGCCACCACCAUGCUCUUGGGUACCUUGAGCCGUCUGAGAGGCUGCUCCUCCCUGUCCCCCCCCUCCCCCCACUGUCUGCCCUGUCUUUGAAACCACUAUUCCAGAGGGUUCUGGAUGCUGUCAUUGAAUGAAGAGACCCUGGCCGCACCUUCUGGGCUCCAGAAGCAGCCAUGCAACAGCACAGCCAGCUGGGGGCCCCUGCUCUGCAGCAGGGUGGGGGGCCCAGGGCUAGGGUGGUAUGGGUAGCAGGGUGAAGGGACAGUGACCCACUUGUGCCUGCCUUGGGGAGCAUGUGGGGGCAGGUGUAGUCACCUAGCUUUGGCCACAGGCUGCCCUUCUUUUCCAGUGCUGUCUUUACAGGGGAAGCGACCAAUGCCAAAGGGGUUGGUUCGGGAGUGUGUGUGUGUGUGUGUGUGUGUGUGUGUGUGUGUGUGUGUGUAUGCUCAGCUGGCAUGGGCAGCUAGCUCCCUGUGGUAGCCCUGGGUUUUCUGGGUGGUGUCCCACAGGUGUGGCUGGGGUCCAAGCGGGUGGCGGGGUGGACACAGACUACUGAGUGAGGAGCGGCUUCCUUGGGGGGCUGAGGUCCAGGAAGCUGGUGAAGUUCUAAGGAAAGCCUCUUUCUGGGAACAUGGGUCUCUGGCCCCUCCUGCAUGGAACGUGUGACAAAGUGAACUCUAGUUGAUGACAGCCUGGCCCAGCUUCAGGAACAAACGUGGCAGAAUCAUGCUGGCAUGGUCUGGCUGGGGGAUGGGGGCUGCCGGCAAGGGUCCCCAUGCCCUUCUGUCCAUGCCUGUGAGCCUCGAAGUAGACCUGCCAGGAGCCCUGGUAGCUGAGCUCAGCAUCAUCAGGUGUGUGGCACAGCUCUGCCAGGUUGGGAAGGGCAUUUUUAUCAGAUACCACAUUUAGCUCUGUGUCCUCAAUCUUCAGGAAGUACUCAGUACUUUUUGAACAGGUGGAUCCCACACAUCCCCUGGCUGUUUCUAUGCAAGUGUGUGCUGGAAUGUCUUGCGAACUGCCGCAGCUGCUCUUCAGGGGGCAGGAUGAGGGAAGGGAGGUCCCCUCCCGGCCCGCGUGGACCUGGACCCAGGCUGGCUAAGGCCAGGUGGUGCCAGGGCACACAGGACUGUCCUUGUGCUGAGUCUGCGCGAGCCUGUCGAUUUCUCUACCUCAUCUGUGUAGUAAGUAGGUGUGUAUCUGAGUGACUGUGGAGAAUGUAUUUAUUUAACAGCUUUGUAUAACAGAACCAGAAACAAUGGAAACACUAAAUAAAUGUAUUUUAAAUUAUAGCCAAA